This is a messenger RNA of Diachasmimorpha longicaudata, 4433 nucleotides long. RefSeq lists its product as uncharacterized. The transcript has a single exon. The record is from RefSeq and is a predicted model, not a curated record. NCBI's taxonomy places the organism in Eukaryota, Metazoa, Arthropoda, Insecta, Hymenoptera, Braconidae. Bases 387 to 3986 code for a protein of 1199 amino acids.
CGCACGGGAUGUGGACAAGGCAGUUGGCAACUUCAGUUCGUAGUGGUCGUUAUUCUGUUUCGUCUUAUUCCAUCGGUUUUCCCCCAAUUACACUUCCCCCGUGAAAUCCACCCCAAAAAUAAUAUUCCUCCUCUAUUUCCAAUCAAUUCUAAUCAAUUUGUGGGGGCCUGAGUGUUGAAUACAAGCUCUCAUCGCCCCAUCACCCGGGGACAAGUCUAGCUGUCAGAUAAGCCGGUAUCUCAUCCCCAGAAGUUUCCAACAGCAUCAGAGAAAAAAAUACGACAAUUACCUCUCGCGAUUGUGGAGCACAUCAUCCGGAUGCGAAUGGAACACACCCCCAUUUCCAAGAAGACACCCUGAAGUCAUCGAGAGCAACAUAACCUCAAAUGGACUCGCCGUACCUCGAAGCGAUCCAGGGAAUUCCUGGAUCAACGCCAGGUGAGAAAUACAAAUCUCUGAAUGAAGCAGCAACGUCAGUUAAAAAUUUAAAAUUAAAAAAUCCGAAUAUCGAUGCAAUCGCUGCGAUCAAGUCCCUUGGAAUACCCGAUCCCCUGAUACCCCUGGUGCAUGUUGAAGUAUCGAAAAACCUCGGGGACCCGGUGGGAAUAAUCGAGGCACUGAAAUCAGAGGAUGAGAUUGUCUUUGAACGUGCACUCAAGGCUAAGUGGUUCUUUGAUGGCAGCAAACCUGAGAUAACUAAUGGAAAAUAUUUCGAUGAGCACCUUUUUCCUCAUGUGUCAUUGAACCAUCGUGGGAAAAUCGUGAAGAAAUUAUCCGUCCAUUUGGCAUUCCAGAGUGAUGAUAAAUCGGAAAUAGCAGAAGGUUUUUAUGAUGGAUUGAACGAAAAAUAUGGUAGAAAAUUGGUGGAGCCUCUGCUGAUCGCCUGCAGCGAGAAAUUUAUUAGAAAACUCAUCAUCGAAGAGCGGAAAUUCGGCCUCAGUAUGCGACUGAUGAAGAUUAUUUAUGGGAAGUAUCCCAAUGUCAUAAUCGAUUUUUUGAAAUUGAGUCAGUGUAAGAAGCUUCUCAAGCGCACUGCAUUCGUGGUAAAUCUUCUUGAUUACAGGGAUUUUUUGCCAAUUUUGUUGAAGCGAAAUUUCAACACUUUUAUUGAUAUAAUCGAGAAGCAUGAGUUCUCGUUGGGGAUUAGUUUGAGCCGAAAACGAGUUGAGUUGCUUAUGAAACAGGGACUCGAUGAAAUUAUUCGUAGUCCCCGUAAUUUUCUACCCAUGAUGCCGUUGAGGGUCAUGGAGAAAUUAACAAAAGCUCAGUUUACGUUGAUGUUCAGGAAUAUUUUUCAUGAGGACAGAUGGCACUUCAACUUCGAGUACAUUUUUGGACUUUUGGAGUACUAUCAGGAGGACAAGAUGGAGCUGUUACUGUCGACCUUUGAAGAGGUUUAUGGGGUGAAGCUGUUGGAUUGUGAGGAGCAAUUGAUCGUGGAGGUUCUGAGGGCACUUCCUCCCGAGGAGAGGGCGAGACAGGCAAGGAAGAAGCUGGAGAAGGAUGAGGACUGGCACCUUAACUGGGACUCCGAAAAAUCCUGGAGGUGCUAUCUCCCCGUGGAAGAGUCAAUUCCCAUGAUCAAAGCGCAGAUUAGCAAGAGCUCGGAUAUCGACGACAGGAAGAAUUUUCUCAAACUGAUGAUCUUCACUUGCGCUAUUAACAAGGAUGAGGGGGCCCUCCUGGAGAUGUUGAAGUAUAUGUAUGCGAGGCAUAAGAACGAACAGGGGUGGAUGCUGUUGGAGGUUUUGGGAAGAUUGAUGGAGAAUUUUCAGAUACAAAAUCUCAGUGAUGAGCAUUGGAGGGUUUUGGAUGACUUCAUACGUUUGUUGCACGUUAAGGAUGAGCUGAAUAGCAGAGUUACCGUACCGCUGGCUGUUAUCACGGCUGGUAUCCACUUCAAGCUCAUUCAUGAACUCCCAAUUGAUGAUAAAAUUGAUUUUCUCAUCCAAUUGUACCCCAAACAUUGGAGUCCUACCUGGAAUAUUUUGACUGAUUAUCCCGAUUAUGAGCGAAAAUGUCUGGAGACUUUCCUGAAUAUUAUUGAAACAAAAUAUCCCGAGAGUCGUAUAGAUAUAUGGAAAGAAGACGGAUGGCGGGGUAUGGUGGUAAGCCUGGUGCAGGCUAUCUACAAUUUCAACGAGAGAAACUCGAAGAAUCGAAAAUCAAAACUGGAGAAUUUUUCGUUGAAGAGCUACCCGUGGCUACUAGAAGCUGUUAAGAAACUUCUUAAUGACAUAAACCAAGAAAAAUGGGUGAUCUCAAGACUGCUGGACACUCUGGAGAAAGGGGAGAGAGAUGUGUGGGAGUCUCUAGUUCCGAAUAGACUAAAGGGACCUGUAAUCAACUUUCGGUCGGCUGAGGUUCUCCGUGUUCUCAGGAGAAAUCCAAAGGAGAUACUGGAAAAUUGGGAAAAAUAUCUCAAGGGACUCCAGGAGAACAUCUUCACUAAACUUUCUCAGAGAUUCUUCAAAGCGUGUCGUUGGCACCAGGAAUUGCCGAUUAAAUUUUCAAAUAAAUCUGUGAUUAAUAUUAAGACCAACAACGACUCCUCGAACUUCAUUGUUCUCGCUCUACUGUACGAUGGGAGCACGUUCGAGCGAGUGAUAACUCCGUUUAUACCCAAAUCUUCGAAAUUAAAUCCAGAAGACGCGAAUGCUCGAGACGAUUUUAUCCUGACCUAUGGAAUACCCCGGUCAUUGAACUUGGUGAUUCCACCGGUAUCACCUGACGUUGUUCUCAAACUUUGCGUCGGGGACUACAUUCAUACAGCUGUUAACUGCUUGACAAAUAUCGGCCGAAGGGUAUCAGCAGACAAAGUCAUUCCCUUCGCGAUGAAAUUAAUGGAGAGGGGUGUGUCCAUCAAGAAACACGGCAUCAGGUUGUUUGUGCGUGUCGGAACGAUCGAUGAAAUCAGAAUUUUGUUGACGAAUUUACUGAGGAAUGAGAAGCAUCGAUCCAUUCGGGCUAUUGUGCUUGAUAAAAUAAUGCAGAUGUUCAGGGAUGACCCGUGUCAGGAGAAUUGGGGACUCCUGCGCGAGGCUAUUGAGGAUCUUCGGGCUGAUGACGAUGCAAUCACCCCCAUGACCAACAUCAGCAAUGUUCCCGAUGAGUUUGUCACUGAUUAUACGAGAUUGAUGCUCGCUGUGAUAAGGAAACUUGAGGGAGCUGAGGGUGGACUCACCAGGAAGCAGGUUGUAAUCAGAUGCACCGAAAUAAUACAUUCAGCUGUUAAUGUUGAUUAUGCUGUCCCGGAGGAGCUGCAUGAAUUCAUACUGAAGAAUUACUACGCUGAUUUAUCGCAACUGGGUUUUGAUUCCUCUAUCGGACUGACUGAUUACAUCGUUCAGAGGUUUUUGGGGACCGCCGAGGAUAAGUUGGAGAGCCGUGUUCAGUAUCUUACCGGUCUGUUGAAGGAAAUUAUUGAGAAAUACUGGGACGUUCGGGAUGAGGAGAGGAGGGUAUUACUCGGUAAUCGGAUGAUUAAUCAAGUCACUCGUGAGUUCAUGUGCCUACAGUUCUCUCCAAUGACUGAGGUCAUUGAGCAGUCGCUGUUCAAAACUUUCUUUUCAAUUCUGAAACCCUCGCAAGAGCCAACUUCGUAUUUAUUUCUAACUUACGCGUCAGUGUUCGAGGUGACGUUAACUCCCAGUGAUUUUGCUGAGAAAAUUAUAGAACUCUUGCCGAUUAUUAUUGCGGUCCUUUCCAGGGAGUCACUAGCCCUCAUAGCUGAUGUUUUACUUUUGUUCGUGAAUGAGAGGUUUGGCGGCCGUGACUGGCGACACCAUGCGCUGAGUUUUGUGGAGAGUCUGAUCAAGUUUGAGAAUGAGGAUGCCAAGAUUCUGGCGUCGAUGAUGGUGGGGCACAUGUCGGCAAUGAUGGAUGAGCCCAGAUUCUGGAGAAUCGUGACGAAGUUGCAGAAAUAUCCGCAUCCGGGCGUCAUCGCGAAUGUUUAUAUGAGUGUCAACCGAUGGAUAGAUGUUUAAUGCGGGACGUGGGGAGUGUCAGUUUUUUUUGCAGUCAGAAAUGCUGGAGGAAACUAUUUUUUUUUGUUGAAAAAUUCGGAGAUUUAGUGGAGAAGAAUUUUGACAUGUAGAAGUAAAGUGUUUAUAUAUAUUUUUUUAUGAAGAAUAUUGUAUUUUGGAUAUUCAAUGGUAAAUACACAGUCGCAAUUUGCUAUUUUUGAAAGCAUGAAUUGUCUGGUGGUGAGUUAAUUAUGAGCGAUUUGCGAAGAGAUAUCUAGAUUUGUUGAAGUUGAUUACUCGUUUGAAGCAACAGAUAUUAAAUAUUCUAUUGGAAUAUUUGGGCGAUUUUUUACAGGAAUUUGCUAUUUUUGAGAGCCAGUCUCGUUCCAUAAAAUUAUGCACAAAGAUAAUGAUUAAUCUGUUACAAUGAAUGUUGAUUUUUUAUAAUAAAAAAUAUUGUAUUAUGAA